Molecule: messenger RNA, 1711 nt
Organism: Rhipicephalus microplus (southern cattle tick)
Lineage: Eukaryota; Metazoa; Arthropoda; Arachnida; Ixodida; Ixodidae
Gene: RnpS1
Product: RNA-binding protein S1
Biological process (GO): mRNA splicing, via spliceosome
Cellular component (GO): cytoplasm; nucleoplasm; ASAP complex
Molecular function (GO): RNA binding
Source: RefSeq, a predicted model, not a curated record
UGAAGUGACGCCAUGGCGCCGGUUGUCUAGCGUGUUUUCAUCGUUCUUUCUAGUUGCUCAUCGACUUGCAGUUGCCGACUGAACGCACCGCCGAUUAUUCGAAGCUUCAGGCCACUGCCAUCAUGGCCGCGAGCCCCAAGCGCGUCCGGCCGUCGGAUGCCAAGAAAGAUCGAAGCCGCGAACGCACGAAGAAGAGCAGAACGGAAUCCACAAGCAGCUCGCGUUCAAGUAGCGCUGCCAGCAGCAGCGGCAGUAGCUCAAGUGGAAGCAGCUCCAGCGGAAGCAGCUCCAGUGGAUCGUCCCGCUCAUCGUCGUCAUCAUCUUCAUCCUCGUCCCGCUCCACAUCUGUCUCGCCGAGGAGGCGCCGGAACCGCGUUUCCCGGCCUGCAAAGCCGGCCUCCUCUUCUGCACCCACGUCGGCUAGCGGAGCCCGCGGAGGUGGAGGCGAUGCCGGCAGUAGGACCAACGCCACCAGUUCAAGCAGCAGCCGGCGCAAGCGGACCCCUACGCCACCCCGGCCGUGCAAGAUUCACGUGGGUCGACUGACGCGUAACGUCACCCGUGACCACCUGCUGGAGAUAUUCGGAUGCUACGGUGCGGUGAAAAGUGUCGAGCUCCCGCCAGACCGUACCCACAGCCACCUCUCGCGUGGCUUUGCCUACAUCGAGUUUGAGAACCCCGCCGAUGCCGAGAAGGCCAUGCGUCACAUGGAUGGAGGUCAGAUUGACGGCCAGGAGGUAACAGCAGCAUCAGUCCUGCUGCCCCGACCUGUGCCUCCGCGACGGCCCAGCCCGCCCAUGCCCCCAAGACGACCCCCCGCACCGCCUCCUCAUUGGCGAAGGUCACCUCCACCAAGGUCACGUCCACGGAGGUCGCCUCCGCCCAGGGGACGUUCGGGCCGAAGUCCCCCGCCAAGCCGACACCGCUCUCCGAGACCGUCUCGCCGUUCGCGGUCCCCUGUCGGCACGGGCGGAGGACCCAGGCGCCACGCACGAUCCAGCUCCAGCUCCUCACGUUGACCAUCGCACCCGCCUCAUCAAAAAACCCCCGAUACACCGGCACCAUGUGCCAUCAGUCUCACUGCAUGCUCGGCACGUUUGGUGCUUCCUAAAAACACAGCUCAACAUGCCUGUCUAGGACACGCAAUCGGUGCAUUUCGUACUGCACGGGUGAUGUCUACAUCUAAUCGCGCAUCACGCGUAGCUGCGCAUGUGGAAAUUCGGACCACCUCGAAGCACGUGUUGUCAGUAGAUGCCAUUCGUGCAAACUAAAAUGUACUGCUCCGGUGUUCUAGACUAUAGUGUGUUGAGCUGUGCGCAUACUGAACUACUUGUAGUCACCGUUUACAGCUGCCGACAUUGUUAAUUUGUACUGCUCUACAUGUUGUUUUGAGUUCAAUUGUGCUCCCCGUUCUCCAGAUGUUUUUGUUGUACACUAUCCUUUCUCAUCUCAUCAGUGCCAGGGAACUUCACAUUGGGAAUAUUGCAUGUUUGCAGUGGUGCCAAUAAACGAAGUGCCGCAGCAGCGGCUUUUGCGCCUCCCGUGUUUGGGGAGUUUUCCCCUCCUACAAAUACAUAUUCAGAUCAUCGACUCUACGUGUGGAGCUGUUGGGAUAAAUGCAUUAGUGGAAAUGCAGUUUCUAGCUUUUACAAAAGCUAGCGCCAUGUGAACCUCUGCACACUUGAAGUCAUUAAAAGGGUUUCGCCAUCUA